GAUCAGCUGACCAAGAUGGCCCCGCCCCCUCCCGCUGGUUCCGUAGGGUGUCACGUGACCUCCGUGGGCCGUCUGGAGAAUCCACGUGGGUGCCUCGCGGCUGAGUCCGGCUUGGUGGAAAGAAGAAUGGCUGAGAAGAAACCCUCCAGAGGACAACAGUGGCUGCUACUGCUGAUCAUUGCUGUUGCCUUCAUCCACUUAGCUGUAUGCCCAUUUACAAAAGUAGAGGAGAGCUUUAAUCUUCAGGCUACCCAUGACAUUUUAUAUGAGAAACUGGGAUUAGAAAAGUACGAUCAUUAUGAAUUUCCUGGAGUUGUCCCAAGAACAUUCCUCGGUCCAAUUUUUAUUGCCCUUCUUUCCAGCCCAGCCGUCUAUGUAUUGUCUCUUCUACAAAUGUCAAAAUUCUACUCCCAGCUGAUAGUCCGAGGAACUCUGGGCUUGAGUGUGAUUUAUGCCCUGUGGCGGUUACACAAAGAAGUGAGAAAGCAGUUUGGUUCUACUGUGUCCCUGAUUUUCUGCCUGAUAACAGCUACACAAUUCCACCUGAUGUUUUACUGCACUCGUACUCUCCCCAACAUAUUUGCACUGCCUGUUGUUUUACUAGCAGUUACAUCUUGGAUGCAGCAAAAGCACCGCCCAUUUAUUUGGUUCUCGGCUUUGGCAAUUAUUGUCUUCAGAUCAGAGCUUUGCAUAUUCCUGGGUCUUAUGCUUCUGAUAACUCUGUUUAAUAAAAAACUCUCCAUUAUGAGAAUGCUUUUCUAUGCUGCUCCUGCAGGGGCUUUUUGGUUAGGACUCACAGUGGCCUUGGACUCUGUGUUUUGGAGGCAGUUCUUGUGGCCUGAGGGAAAAGUACUUUGGUAUAACAUCGUCUUAAAUAAAAGUUCCAACUGGGGAACCUCGCCUUUCUUGUGGUAUUUUUACUCUGCCUUGCCUCGUGCUCUGGGUUGCAGUAUUGUAUUUCUACCACUAGGUGCAGUAGACAAAAGAUGUCGAGUAUUAAUUCUACCCACACUUGGUUUUAUUUUCUUGUAUUCCUUUCUCCCACACAAAGAGCUGCGGUUUAUAAUAUACACUUUUCCAGUUUUCAAUAUAGUGGCUGCCAAAGGCUGCUCACGAAUUCUAAACAAUUACAAGAAAUCAUGGUUAUACAAAUUAGGCACUCUAUUUGUUAUAGCACACUUUCUAGCUAAUGCUGCUUACUCAGGAGCAUCACUCUAUGUGUCCCACUUCAAUUACCCUGGAGGAGUUGCUAUGCAAAAGCUACACCAGCUGGUGCCUCCAACAGCAGAUGUUUCUGUCCACAUUGAUGGAGCUGCAGCACAAACUGGCGUGUCUCGAUUUUUAGAAGUCAAUUUGGAUUGGAAGUAUGACAAAAGGGAAGACCUUAAACCAGGUGACCCACUUAUGUUCUCAUACACACAUGUACUUAUGGAGAUGGAUUCAGCUCAGCUGUCACAUUACAAGGGAACUCACAAAGUCCUUGCACGUAUUCCUGGCACCAGUGGAAUUGGACUGAAUUUUACUGCACUGCCUCCUAUUACUUUAAAUUUGAAACCCAAACUAGUAUUGUUGGAAAAACUCCCUAUUUCUUCUGGAAAAUAAAUUUUAACAACUUUGAAAUAGUUUUUGUUAGAGUUGUAUUGCACUAAUUCAAAACCAUGACAUGUCAGUGAAAGAUCAAGACUACUAUUUGAUUCUAUUCAUUUCACUUAUGAGAAAAACUUGCAUAGAGUGUGUAUUUAUUACAAGGAAUGCCAGCUAUAUUUCAAUAUAAUUGAAAUGUGUAAAAUAUAGUACAUUCCAAGACAUGUUUCAUAUAGUUACAUAGGAAAUAUAUGUAACAGAGUUGUAAUGUUUUUAUGUAACUGUAUGUAUCUUUGUGGAUAGUUUGUUUUCUACCAGGAAAAAAAAAAAAAUAGCAUAGUGUGCUAUUUUGAGCUACAGCAUAAAAAAUGCUGCUUACAGUAUCUACAGGUAAAAAAUCCCAUAUACCAAAACCUGAAUGUCAUAGUGACAUCAAACAAAAUCUAGAAAUCAAUGGAUGCUACUUCUGUUUUUAUCUGUUGGGUGGUUUUGCUCAUAGGCACCGUUUGCAUGAGACUAUCAUAUCCUAUGUUAGGCCCAACUUGCCAUCCUGAUAAAAUUUCUUGCUCAGGUUUCCUUUAUUUAUCAGUUGUCAACCAUGGAGUAAAGAUUAACACAUUCUAAGAAUUAUGGGAAAAUCAAGCUGGCCUUGAAGUGUUAAGAGACACCCAAGCAUAAAUCAAGAAGUAAUACUCAAUGUCAAAAAAAAGUCAUUUGUCUUAAUCACUUACCGCAUUUUAAGGGAUACCUUCCAUAUAAACAAGUAUAUAACUAGAUCAUUUAAGUUAGCUAUAGUAACUAUUCUCAGUGGACACAGUACAGAUAAAGGAAUGGGCUAGGAAGUAUAAUUGUGUGAUGGCCUACAACUUGUAAUUGAAGAUGUGCAAGGAAGUAUCUUACAUAACUGUGUCUUAAAAUCAUUCAUUUUUAAUGGGUGUACCUUGACACAGCAUGAGUAGGGUGCAAAUUUACUUAGAUGCAAGAAAUACCAUCCUGUAAAACUGGUUUAACCACACUGCUGUGUUCUCUUGCAUGCUAUGCUACAAGUUUAAUCAAUUUUGUUGCUCUUUUGCAUCAAAGAAAACAGCAUUAUGUAUCUUCCUUGAUGUACAACUUAUCUAUUCAUAGCAGCUGUUGCUAUUCAGGACAAGGGAAGCAUUAAUUUGUCAUAGCAGCCUACAUUCAAAACCUGCACAACUUAUUGGGUAUUGUCUUGUGGGACAGACACUGCUAACAGAGUCAUCUACUAGAAGAUCUUUAAAACACUGCUUGGUACUUCUGGAAGAAUAUACUACUCUUUCUGCUGUUGCCACUUGACAAUUAUUUCAUGUGAAAUGGGGUAUACCUGAUGUUCUAUGAUGUAUAAUCAACAGCUGUGAAUAUAAUCUUGUGGCAUCUUAAAAACAAACACAUGUUCAUAAUGAAAGCUACUGCAGAUAACAUCCAUGAAAGCUUAUGUUACAAUAAAUGGGUUGCCAUUCUUUAAGAUAACACAAGAUUAUGUUGGGGUGGGGGAGGGAGAGAAAACCAGUAUAUUUCUGAUAGUUAUGGCCAUAGCCUAGCUAAAACUG
This is a messenger RNA of Python bivittatus (Burmese python), 3155 nucleotides long. It is a transcript of the gene ALG12, whose product is annotated as ALG12 alpha-1,6-mannosyltransferase. Gene Ontology annotation, biological process: protein N-linked glycosylation. NCBI's taxonomy places the organism in Eukaryota, Metazoa, Chordata, Lepidosauria, Squamata, Pythonidae. The record is from RefSeq and is a predicted model, not a curated record. Gene Ontology annotation, cellular component: endoplasmic reticulum membrane. Gene Ontology annotation, molecular function: alpha-1,6-mannosyltransferase activity.